Messenger RNA from Fraxinus pennsylvanica, 519 nucleotides. The record is from the annotation of a GenBank genome assembly. Lineage: Eukaryota; Viridiplantae; Streptophyta; Magnoliopsida; Lamiales; Oleaceae.
AUGGCACACGUUUCGACGCCUGGUUUCUCAGUCUUGCUUGCUUCAUCUUCUUCUUGUUGCUCAUCAGGUUUUAAAAAUUACGACUGGUCCCAUCUGAGUGGAUUGUUGUCAAAAGAAUCAUCCGAAGAGGAUUUUACUGGAAAGACCGGACAGGCUAUAGUUCUCAGGCUUCGUGGACUUGGCUCGAAAAGGAUAGGUCUAAUUGGACUUGGAUCUACUACAUCAGCAAUUGCAUCUUAUCGCAAUCUUGGAGAAACUCUUGAUGAUACGAAACUCAAAAUUGCAGAAGUUGUUCGUUCUGGGAUAAUAUUUGGGAAAGAGCUUGUAAAUGCACCUACUAAUGUGCUCAUCCCUGGAAUAUUAGCAGGAGAGGCUAUGAGGAUUGCUUCUGAGUACAUUGAUGUUUUUACUGCAACAAUUUUGGAUGUGGAGCAGUGCAAACAAUUGAAAAUGGGUUCUUAUCUUGGUGUUGCUGCUGCAUCUGCUAAUCCUCCACAUUUCAUCCAUUUAUGUUACUAG